AUGGCUGUUCCAGGACGUGAAGUUGAUCUAUCUACGCUCGCCCGCCACCUCGCGGAGCAUGGUCCGCACAAAACGCUUCCCACAGAAAGACGCGUCAGAAUUCUGAUAAACGGCGCAUGCAUCGCGGACACGCUCGGUACAGCAGGUGCCCUAUUCGUAUGGGAACACCCAUACUACCCACAACUCUACUUUCCCAAGGAUGCUCUGGUGAAAAACGUCCAAGGCUAUGGGAUCAUCUAUGAAGAUCAUCAAGAUGUCAAAGACUCUAACAACAACACCAUUGCAACCACACUAAAAGUCAAGGUCCAGCGAAAAUCAGACAACAACAUGAAAGAAGUCAAAGACGGCUUCGUGGUCUUCAGCAAAGAUCUCUCUGGUAAAGCAAACCCACUCAGCAAUAUGCUCAAAGUAAACUUCAGCGCUGCAGGUAAGUGCUCUUACCUCUACUCCAGGUCUCUACACAGUCCUGAUGGUCAUCUCUCAGACCAAUGGCUCGAAGAAGAUACCCCAAUCUUCGUACACCCAAAAGACCCCUUCAAACGCAUCGAUAUCCUCCACUCUUCUCGCAGCCUCCGUGUCUCCAUCAAAGGCACCGUCAUCGCUGAAUCACCCACUUGUAUGCAACUCUACGAGUCCGGUCUGCCAGUACGGUACUACAUUCCCCUAACCUCCAUCUCCACUGCUGUACUCAGAGCCAGCAAGACAACAACACAGUGUCCCUACAAAGGAGAAGCAGAGUACUAUGAUGUAGUGAUAGAUGGCGAAACCCACAAAGACAUUGUGUGGUUCUACACUCGACCGACCUUGGAAUGCGGUACUAUUGCAGGAUUGUGUUGUUUCUACAAUGAAAAAGUUGAUUUGGAGCUCAAGAAUGGUGAUAGUUGGGAAAAGCUUGGUCGGAUGAAGACUAUCUUCAGUUGA
Aureobasidium uvarum is the source of this 921-nucleotide messenger RNA. NCBI's taxonomy places the organism in Eukaryota, Fungi, Ascomycota, Dothideomycetes, Dothideales, Saccotheciaceae. The record is from the annotation of a GenBank genome assembly.